Molecule: messenger RNA, 474 nt
Organism: Arabidopsis thaliana (thale cress)
Lineage: Eukaryota; Viridiplantae; Streptophyta; Magnoliopsida; Brassicales; Brassicaceae
Exons: 2
Coding region: 1-474 (157 amino acids)
Source: RefSeq, marked reviewed
AUGGAAAGAGGAAGCUUGCAAGCAGCUAGAGAAGCCAGCUCUAACAACCAGCCACAACACAAAGCACCAAAAAGAGACCAACUUCCCCGGUGCAAACUAAAAGAGAGGAUCAGAAUCGCCGGAGCUGAGACCUCAGCACUACAAGCUACACCUAAAACAGCAACACACAAACAGAGCCUCCAAACAAACCGGAAUCGCAGAAUCUCUAGAUCCGAAACGCUAACUCGUCAAAUCGCCGACGAGAAGGAAGCCAAACCACUGAGUGGAGCCACUGGGGGGCCUCUCCCGGUCACGGCGAAGAGCACCGAUGACCGGAGAAACAAAGGCGGCGUAGAUCUAGGUUUUGCGAAAGGUAAAGGGUUGAAGGAAAAGUCGUCCGCGAGUGGAUGCCACGCACGUCGACUUCUUCUUUUGAUGAUAUUAGCUAACUAUAUUGGAAGUAUAGAACCUAUAAAGAAUAUUUCUCGAAUGUAA